This is a messenger RNA of Spirodela intermedia, 3122 nucleotides long. Lineage: Eukaryota; Viridiplantae; Streptophyta; Magnoliopsida; Alismatales; Araceae. The record is from the annotation of a GenBank genome assembly.
AUGGCUCUGGCUCUGGCUCUGGAGGUGCCCUGCUUCCUGCUCGUCUUCUUCCUCGCCGCCGGCGUCUCCAUCGCCUUCGAACCUCUCAACCACGAAGGUUCGUGCCUCCGUUCUGCGUCUUGUUCCUCCGGAAGGCUCUAUCUCCUUCCUCUCCGCCUUGUUCGAGUUGUUGAUCCGUGCUCCCUCCGUUCAGUGGUGGCUUUGAUCGGGAUCAAAGGGGCAUUGAGCGACCCCAACGGAGUUCUCAAGAAUUGGGAUGAGGACUCCGCCGACCCCUGCAGCUGGACGAUGAUCACCUGCUCUGCGGAGAACCGAGUUAUUGUUCUGUGAGCUUUUCUCCCUCAUCCUCUCCCUCUUUGACCUAAUUUUUGGCUGGCUUCUCACGGGGGGGGAUGAUUCCGCAGAGGAGCUCCGAGCCAGAACCUGUCGGGCUCGCUGUCCGGAGCGAUCGGGAACCUCACGAACCUGCAGCAAGUGUGAGAGGACGAACGUCUGAGAAAUUUUCUCCGCCGGAACCCGUCCCUGGCAAGAGCAUCCUGGUCUCACUCUCUCGGUCAUGUUUCAGGUUACUUCAGAACAACAACAUCACCGGGACAAUUCCCGCCGAGUUGGGGACGCUGCGGAAGCUUCAGACCCUCGACCUCUCGAACAAUGGCUUCUCCGGCGCCGUCCCUGAAUCUCUCGGCCAACUUACGGCUCUUCACUACCUGUGAGUUCUGUGAAUCAUCGCCCUCCCGGCCGCCUGGUUUUGCUGACCCUUUCUGAGCUUCCCUUCCCGUCGGCCGUGCGCAGAAGACUCAACAACAACAGCUUGUCUGGGCCCUUCCCCACGUCGUUAUCGAAGAUUCCUCAGCUCUCUUUCCUGUAGGUCCCCCCCCCCCCCUCCCUUCGCCAUUCUGAUCUCUGUUCUUGAAUUGACGAGCUGAGCUUUCUUCUUUCGAUCAGGGAUGUGUCUUACAACAAUCUAUCCGGUCCUGUUCAACCGUUCCCGGCGAGGACCUUCAAGUCAGAUGAUUUCUCUUCUCGCUCCUCCCGACUUCUUCUUCCUCCUCCUCGGGAGGUCUCUGGUUUCUGACGCGGAGUGGCGCUCGUUGGUUUCCUGCUUCUGCAGCAUUCUGGGGAAUCCUCUGAUCUGCGGAAGACGCUCCACGGAAGAGUGCACGAAGACGGCCGUCCCCAUCUCGCCGUCGCCGGCGGCGGAGUCCUCCCUGAGUACGCCUUCCGUUCUGGUCCUCAGUCUCUCCCCCACUCCCCUUCAUCUGGUGCGCUGGCUCUGAGGGAUUCGUCUGGUUAAGGUGCGCAGGGAAGACGAAGACCCAGAAAGUAGCCGUUGCGGUGGGUGCCAGUCUCGGCUCCACCUCCAUGCUCCUCCUGCUCGUCGGCCUCCUCUGUUGGCGUAGGAAGCGGAGGCACCAGUCCAUCCUGGGCAUCAGCGGUCAGUGCCCCCACCCCUCGCCAGGAUUAGGUUACCGUGACAUGAUGAUGGACUGUUCUUCUUCUGCUUCUGCUUCUGUUGGGUGUUUUUCUUGCGGGGGGGGGCGGCGCAGAGAAGGAAGACGGAGGGGCGAUGGUGAUGGAGCUGGGGAACCUGCACCAGUUCGGGCUGCGGGAGCUGCAGGCGGCGACGGAUAACUUCAGCUCCCGCAACAUUUUGGGAAAGGGCGGCUUCGGGAACGUGUACAAGGGGCGGCUGGCCGACGGGACGGUGGUGGCGGUGAAGCGCCUCAAGGACGUGUGCUCCUCCGGCGAGGUGCAGUUCCGCACGGAGGUAGAGAUGAUCAGUCUCGCCGUCCACCGCAACCUCCUCCGCCUCCUCGGCUACUGCGCCACCGCCAACGAGCGCCUCCUCGUCUACCCCUUCAUGCCCAACGGCAGUGUCGCCUCCCGUCUCAGAGGUACCGUUCCUCUGACUCAUCUGCACUGGUACGCGCGCUGGUGGAGCUCUCCACCAUGAGCGACGGAUGUCCUUCCCCAUGACCUCAGCUCCGCUCUGAAAGCAAGAGAGAGAGAGAGAAAGAGAGGAGGAAGAGAGAGAGGGGUUGUUGACUGCACCGGCGACCGGUGAUCCACCUGAUCCAUCCGAUGCACUGUUCGUUUCCUGCCAUCCAUCUGGUACGGCGAUGGCAGCCUUGCCGAUGGUGGCGCUCAUCGUCUGGGUGGAGGGAAGGAAUCAUACGAUUCCUGACCUGACAGAUGGGUCGUCGUCGUCCUGAUUACGGUUUUUCUUGGGGUCUGGCAGGGAAGCCGGCCCUGGACUGGAGCACGAGGAAGAGGAUAGCGCUGGGGGCGGCGAGGGGGCUGCUGUAUCUGCACGAGCAGUGCGACCCGAAGAUCAUCCACCGUGACGUGAAGGCCGCGAACGUGCUCCUGGACGAGUUCUGUGAGGCCGUCGUCGGCGACUUCGGCUUGGCGAAGCUGCUCGACCACGGCGACUCCCACGUCACCACCGCCGUCCGCGGCACCGUCGGCCACAUCGCCCCCGAGUAUCUCUCCACCGGCCAGUCCUCCGACAAGACCGACGUCUUCGGCUUCGGCAUCCUCCUCCUCGAGCUUCUCACCGGCCGCAACGCCCUCGACUUCGCCGCCGCCCCCACCCUCAAGGGCGGCGCCAUGCUCGACUGGGUAAGAGCGAGAAACAGAGAAAUAGAGAAAUAACUUCCUCUGACCUCUCUCCGACGUCCUCGCCGUUGUUCAUCUGGCUUGGUGUUGUGGAUGGACAGGUGAGGAGGGCGCAGGAGGAGAAGCGGGUGGAGCUGCUGGUGGACAGGAACCUGAGGAGCGGCGCAUACGAUUUGCUGGAGGUGGGGGAGAUGGUGCAGGUGGCGCUGCUCUGCACGCACUACCUGCCGGCGAGCCGCCCGAGGAUGUCGGAGGUGGUGAGGAUGCUCGAGGGCGAGGGCCUCGCCGAGAAGUGGGCUGCCUCCAACUACAAGCUCGCCGCCCCGCAGCGGCAGAACUCGACGGUCCGCCAACAGGUCUUCGCCCCCCCCGGAGACCUCCUCCUCAUGGACGCCGACGAGGUCUCCGCCGCCACCGCGGCCGCCGGCGAGGACGACGACGACGACGACGACGACCGGCGGUCCCUCGACGCGGCCGAGAUGGAGCUGUCGGGCCCCAGGUAA